Molecule: messenger RNA, 1086 nt
Organism: Batrachochytrium dendrobatidis JAM81
Lineage: Eukaryota; Fungi; Chytridiomycota; Chytridiomycetes; Rhizophydiales
Exons: 4
Coding region: 1-1086 (361 amino acids)
Biological process (GO): mannosyl-inositol phosphorylceramide biosynthetic process
Molecular function (GO): mannosyltransferase activity
Source: RefSeq, a predicted model, not a curated record
AUGAAGAUGCCUAAUACUACAAAUGACUAUGUUGCGAACACUAUAGAGCAGUUUAAGAUAAAGUGCUUGCAUCCAAAUAUAUAUAUCCAUAUCAAAAACCGAUUUGUAAAACGUCAAGUACGCAGUUUAAUUCGACAUAUAGUGUCACCCCGCAACAAAUUGCUGCUGUUUACUUUGAUGCUGUUCACGUCACUUCUUCUAUGCUCUAUCUUUUAUAUGGAUACAUUGUGCCAUAUCGACUCACCGUUUAUAAAAGACGAUGGCCAAGUGUUUGCCUUGCCAUUGUACCAAACUACUAAAAAUUGCAAUGGUAAAUCACGCUCCAUGGCCAUUCAACGACAAGUACCUCAUGUCCCUAUUCCACGCAUCAUUCACCAAUCCUGGGAAAAAGAAACAGUACCACUUAAACUCCAAGCUUGGCAAAACAGCUGGAUUGACCAUCACAAACACUGGGAUUAUAUGCUAUGGACCAAUGAAGAUAACUUGAAGCUGUGCGAAGAUCACUUUCCCUGGAUGUUGGAUACGUUCAAUGCUCUUCCAACCAACAUCAGUCGUGCCAAUAUUGCUCGAUACAUGUAUAUGCAUUUGCAUGGAGGAAUUUAUGCUGAUAUGGACACAGAAUGCUUCAAGUCAUUUGAGCCAAUGAUUGAAACAGGAGGUGUAUUAGUCUUUCUUACGUCACGUCACUAUGCCUAUAGUGGCAACAUACCUAAUGUGUGGAUGGCAUCAACACCUGAACAUCCAUUUUGGACAUAUUUUUUGGUAAAGAUCAGAGAUACGCUAGACAAGUCAGCCAUCAAGUCAUCUACAGAUUCAAUUGCCAUGCUCAAUGCUCUGCAUGAAUUUGAACUAAAAUUGUUGAGCGAUGCAAUGCCAACGAUUACAUAUAUUCCGCCUGGUGAAUUGAUCAUGCCAUCUAAUUGGAAUAUUACAAAUGGAAGCUAUGACUCUUGCUUUUCUGAGGAACUCGCAUCCGAGUCUGUUUUAUGCCAAGAUGUCGAUCCAGAACAUAAUGCAUUUGCAGUGAUACAUCAGUCACAUUCGUGGGAGGAUGAAAAGAAGGCUAUUUCCGAGCCACUCCUGUAG